Aspergillus mulundensis is the source of this 1059-nucleotide messenger RNA. RefSeq lists its product as uncharacterized. The coding region runs from base 1 to 1059 and encodes 352 amino acids. The transcript is spliced from 4 exons. NCBI's taxonomy places the organism in Eukaryota, Fungi, Ascomycota, Eurotiomycetes, Eurotiales, Aspergillaceae. The record is from RefSeq and is a predicted model, not a curated record.
AUGAUACCACCGUGUGACCCGACGAUUCUCGAGCAGAACCCGCAUUUCAAACGCUUACACCAGCAUCUAACCACCACUUUGCUUAACCCCGAUGGCUCGACGCGCGCCAUUGAUGCGCAACCAGGAAGGAGAGAUGCCUUGAACGAAUUGAGGAAUUGCCAGAUCCGCAACACGAAGAAACAGAUCAAAAAGCAGACGUUGCGUCAGCUGGCGUUUGACUCGGACAAUGAAUUGCCGGAGAAGUGCCGUGAGCCCGUUGCUGUUGUCAGUUUCUACCUUGAGUCUUCACCGAACCAGCUCGACCUGAUCGACGACUCUCGCGACGGACCUAAUUCGGAUACACUUUUGGCAUCGGACAUCGAGCAAUUCUAUUCCAAAUUACCUCUCAUUGUUCCCUACUUUACACGAGCCCUCGCAUCCGUCUUGCAUGACCUUCAAUCACUCGCGAAUGCGAGCGACAGGGCCGCACUGUUGAAUGCGUCAAUAGAAGGCCAGAUGUCUCACAUUCAAGCUCGAAGCCGCGCAAAGGCCGCACGACAGGUCUCUUUGGCUCUCCAGCUGGGUGAAAAAGUGCGGGCUCUUCGUCAUGUACAGAUAUCGGAGCUUCCCGCGGCUCGGACGCGCAUGGCGGCAACGGCGGCGGAGGUCCUUGCCUUGCGGGCAGCAAUACUGGAGCGGACCGUGACUCUCUUGGAACGUACAAGGCAUGGCGCAUUGGCUCGAGCGACGAAGGCUAAGGCGGAACAUCUUGCUACAGUGGCGCAUGGAGUGGAGGGCAAGCUCCGGGUGAUGAGACUGGACGCUCUGGCUGCGAUCCACACGCCCGAAGUCAAUGCUGCGCUUUCCCGCUAUUACCAGCAUUUACGCGAUACACGAGCCCGGCUGGAAGAAAGGAGACACACGGUUCUAGACGAGCUGAAAGCUUACGAGGACGUGGAUUCGAGCAAUAUUAAGGGACCAGCAAGCUCUAGGCCUGUCGCUCAAACUGCUCGCCGUUUCGGAUCUUUGAUGAGGGAAAUUGCAGAAGUUGAGUCGGAGAUUCAGCGGCUACAGAGGUAA